Juglans regia (Persian walnut) is the source of this 822-nucleotide messenger RNA. RefSeq lists its product as uncharacterized. Gene Ontology annotation, molecular function: RNA-DNA hybrid ribonuclease activity; nucleic acid binding. The record is from RefSeq and is a predicted model, not a curated record. Lineage: Eukaryota; Viridiplantae; Streptophyta; Magnoliopsida; Fagales; Juglandaceae. The transcript is spliced from 3 exons. Bases 1 to 822 code for a protein of 273 amino acids.
AUGGGAAUCUGGGAACCCGAAUCAAGUGUGAGGGAGCGUGGUGAAGAACAUGAUGAGAUUAUCGGGGUUCUUGCUGGAGCAGGGCUGGCCAUUAGGAGCAUUGUUAAGGAACCAAAAUGCCCUAUAUGUUUGCUGGAAGUGGAGUCUGUGAUGCAUGCCAUUUGGAAUUGUUCUGCAGUUUCAGAUGUGUGGGCAGAGGAGUGGAGUCCAGUUAUACGGAUUGCUGCUAUAAAUCUUGAAAAUUAUUCAUCGGCUCUAAGGAAGGGGGGUGAGGGAGUAGUACAAAGGUGCAUAACCAGAAGAGGAUUGGGAUGGCGAAGGCCUGAGGGGGAAAGCUUUAAAGCAAACUUUGAUGCUGCUAUCAAUGAAGUUGAACAGACCAUGGGAUUGGGAGUUGUCAUCAGAGACUGUAAUGGACAGUUGUUGGCUGCAAAAUGUGCAAACAGAAAAUGUAGAAGCUCUCCUUUCAUUGCAGAAUGUUCAGCUAUGUUGGAGGCUAUGGAACUAUGUAAAGAACUGGGUUUUUGGGAAGUGUGGCUGGAGGGGGAUGCAAAGGAAGUUAUUGAUGCAGUAAAUAGAGAAGAGGAUGAUGAUUCCAGGUUCGGCCAUGUUAUAGAAGAUUUAAAGCAAAGCUUGAGACAAAGCAGUGCAUGGAGGGCAGUGUUUACACAUCGAGAGGGUAAUGAAGUGGCGCAUCAUUUAGCAAAAAUUGCAUUACAUUGUACUAAUGAUCAAUAUUGGAUAGAGGAGGGACCUGAGUCGAUUAAAAAUUUAUUAGCUAUUGACAGGCUACAGAGUGAUAUUGUAACAAUUGUUUCUUGA